AUGGCGCCGAUCAAACCCCUCCUCGAGAAGGUCAAGCUCUCAAUAUGGGGCCCCGCGGGAGUCGAGCGGUCGCUCCUGAUCAAGCUUGAUUUCACCGUCCUCAUCUACUUCUCGCUUAUCUGGUUCCUCUUCGGCAUCAAUCGGGCCAGCUACAGCACGGCCUACAUCAGCGGCAUGAAGACGGCCCUGAAUUUCCAAGGAAAAGACUUCAAUUACAUGCACACCAUCUACACCGUCACCUAUGCCGUGUUUCAGAUGCCCUCGACCUCGCUCUUGACCAUCGCCCGGCCCCGAUACGUCUUCGUCGCCGCAAAUACUCUCUGGUCCAUCCUCACCCUCGUUACCUUCCGCGUCGACCAUGUAUGGCAGGUCUUUGUGCUCAAUGGGUUCGAAGGCGCCCUCUCCGCCAUUUGCUAUGUCGGAGCACAUUACAUCUACGCAUCCUGGUAUAAACAGUCCGAGCUUGGCAAGAGAGCCGCCAUCUUCUGCGCCUUUGGCAAUAUAGGCAACAUGGCCGGAGGCUGGAUUCAAGCCGGCCUCUUGGGCUCUCUGUCGGGCAAGCACGGCCUUCCGGCGUGGCGAUUGAUCUUCAUUGUUGUUUCUGUCACCACGAUUCCAAUCGCGCUGUUCGGCUGGUUCUUCAUCCCUGACCUCCCAUCCCACAAACACGCUUGGUUCUUAACCCCCGACGAAAGAGAGUAUGCUGCGAUUAGACUGGGCACCAGUCGGAAACACAGUUGGGAUCUCUCCGUCCUAUGGCGGGUGCUUUUCAGCUGGCAGUUCUGGCUCCUUCCCACCAUCUUCAUGUUGUACUCUCUUUCGGUGCAGAUGCUGGGUAACAACGUCAUGCCAUUGUGGAUGGCCUCCCGAGGCUACACCGUUAUCCAGCAGAACAACUAUCCGACAGGAGUCUUCGCUACCGGGAUCGUGGCCACCUUUCUCUACGCUUACAUCUCGGAUAAGAUCCGGUCUCGCUGGCAGGUGUCCCUCGCCAUUGGCUUCACCUUCGUCAUCGGAAGCGCCAUCCUCCUGGGCGGCCCGUACAGCAGCAACGGAGCAUACUUCUUUGCAUUCUACCUGAUGGGUACUACAUACGCCCCGCAGGCAGUCUGGUACACCUGGAUGGCCGAGUUGACAUCACACGACGAGCAGCUGCGGGCCAUCACGACCGGCUUUAUGAACUCGUUCGACUUCGCCUUUGUGAGCUGGUGGCCGCUGAUCUUCUAUCCCGUCACGGACGCUCCGAACUAUCGCAAAGGCUACAUCGCGAGCUUGGCCACCGGUGCUGCCACAAUCCCCCUCAUUGUUCUGAUUGCCUGGCUAGAGAAGAGAGGCCGCGCCAAGGGUAUUCUUGGACGUACCCCAGCAGAAGACCAGACCGAAGUUGACGGCCACAGUGGCGGCUCCAAAGACAACAGUGACUAUGGUGUCAACGCCGACGACGCGUUCACCAAGGGUGCCACCGCUAUCCAGCCCGUUCCAGUCGCGGUGGUGUAG
Molecule: messenger RNA, 1497 nt
Organism: Capronia epimyces CBS 606.96
Lineage: Eukaryota; Fungi; Ascomycota; Eurotiomycetes; Chaetothyriales; Herpotrichiellaceae
Exons: 4
Coding region: 1-1497 (498 amino acids)
Biological process (GO): pantothenate import across plasma membrane
Cellular component (GO): plasma membrane
Molecular function (GO): pantothenate transmembrane transporter activity
Source: RefSeq, a predicted model, not a curated record